This is a messenger RNA of Spinacia oleracea (spinach), 3282 nucleotides long. RefSeq lists its product as uncharacterized. The transcript has 4 exons. The coding region runs from base 455 to 3145 and encodes 896 amino acids. Gene Ontology annotation, cellular component: fibrillar center. Lineage: Eukaryota; Viridiplantae; Streptophyta; Magnoliopsida; Caryophyllales; Amaranthaceae. Gene Ontology annotation, molecular function: RNA polymerase I core promoter sequence-specific DNA binding. Gene Ontology annotation, biological process: transcription by RNA polymerase I. The record is from RefSeq and is a predicted model, not a curated record.
GAUAAUUAAACCCCAACUCUCUCCAAAACCCCCAAUUAGCUCCUGCCUCCUCCUCCCACCUCCGGAGUUUUAAUUUCCCGCCUCUUAAAAUCCUCCAACAAAGUGACCAUAUUGUAUUUGCAUCACCACCACUAGUCGGCGGCGCCUCUUCCAGUGGAGGAAUUCCGAUCACCUCUCUUUAUCUGCCGCUGCUAGUUCGACAGUUUCAUAACUUCUGUAACCGACUCGCCGGAGUGAACCACCAGGCAAGUAGGCGACCACCGUCGGUCACUAACCUCCACAUUCGUGUACAAACUACCAACCACGACAAGCAGACGAGUAGAUUGAAGGCUCGCCGUCGUCGCCGAUUGAAGGAGAACGCUGCUCCGGUAGAACGGAGAACGACUCAACAUCUCUAAACCCAUUGAUUCUCGAAUUCAGAAAUAUUUGAAUACAGUAAAGGAAGCAGAAGAAAAUGCAGUACUCGGAAGAAUGGAAAUCAUUAUUUCCGAUUUCCUCGGUUCAUUCCCCUCCCCUCCUCCUUACUCAAAACCCUCCUUUAUUGGGACCACUGUUCUUCAACCCCGUCCCAGAGUCCUUAUCCCUUCUCUUCUCUUCUCCCGAUCUCUCUCCUCCUUUCCUCCCUCCUCCCCCCCAUCUCUCUUUACCCAAAUUUCUUAAAACCUCCACUUACUAUGACUCCCCUGUCCUUCCUACUGCUGCCUCUGCUAUCUCUGCCUCCUUUACUUCUGAAGAGCAUAGUACAAGUUCCAACAGUCUCCCCCACAACCGUCUUGAGCCCCUCUAUUGCCCCAACAACCAGGUUUUUAUUUUCUUCCCAACAGGGUCCAAUCUUGAUCGUGUUGGAUUUCUUGUUUUAUCUGUAAGGGAUUCCAAGUUGGUUGUUGAUUUUUGUUCUGAUGGUUCAGUUUUGACUUCCCAAAAAUUUGAUCAUCGGAUUGUUCAAUUAACAGCUUGUUCUCUUACUGAUUGCUCUUUUCCUGAUGUGGGUGGUUCUGCUUGUGUUGGUUUCUUACUGGCUUGUAAUAUGUAUGCUGCUAAUUGGUUCAGUGUUCGAACUAGUGUGCACUGUUUAGAUUCCAAGAAGCCUGCUUUGGUUCUUAUGGGCAGUAAGAAAUUCACAAGUAGCAUGGUGGCUUAUGCUUGUUGGAGCCCACAUUUGCCUGGAGAGUGUGUGAUCUUGUUAGAAAGUGGAGCAUUAUUUUUGUUUGAUAUGGAUUCUUGUUUGGAAACUAGGUUUAGAGGGAAAAGAAUCAGUGUUGCAUGGGAUGAACUUGGUGAGUCAGCAAGUAGUGGGUGGUUCAGCUGUGAAUUUAGUUGGCAUCCUAGAAUAUUGGUAGUGGCAAAUUCAAAAGCUAUUUAUGUGCUUGAUUUAAGAUUUGGUAAAUGUCACACGAUCUGUUUAUUGAGGAUUGACUUGCUUGGAGAAAGUGACUUGCAUGCAAAGGAUAGGUUUGUUGUGUUUUCGAAGGCUGGAAGUGACGGUUUCUUCUAUACCGUAGCUUCUGAGCAAUGGCUAUUUUUAUGUGAUAUUCGCAAACCACUAAUGCCGGUGCUGAGGUGGGCCCACCAUCUCCGCGAGCCACGUUACAUGACUGUUUUGUCUCUAUCUGAGCUGAGAUCAAUGCCGCAUGAUAAGAAUGCAGGGGCCUCUGCUGUUAUCUUAGGAUCGUUUUGGAACGACGAUUUCAGUGUUUUCUGUUAUGGGCGUCCUCAUCCUACAACUACAAAAUCUCUCUCUAGUAAAAUAUCUAAAUUUUCGAAUUCCUUUUAUGCAUGGGAGCUUCCAUCACCGUUCUUGUUGGCUAGUCAGAAUUGCCAUUGUGGCAGUUGUCUUUUAAGGGAGGAGUUUGCGAAGGAUGAUCUUCUUGACUGGAUCGUAUGGCAACAGAAAAGGGAAUCAGUUCUUGGUUUUUGCAUUUUUAACAGGGAUCUUUGUUCUUUAUUUCCCAAAGCCGGAGAGCAUGGGGGUUUUACACUUCUCCGAUUGAUGUCCACUGGGAAGCUUGAAUCCCAGCAAUAUUGUGCGUCAUGGAAAAUUGCGAGGAAUGUGGCAACGGCGCAUGGUGAAGUGACUCCUCUCAAAGAUUCUUUGCUAUGCUCUAUGGGUGAUGAGACCUAUAAAUUUACCAGGAGGUUCCGCUACAUUAAACUUGAGAACCUUUAUAACCAUUUGAAUAAUAAUCUUGCCAAAUUAUUGUUCACAAAAUUUAGGGACAUUCCAGCUACUGCAGGUGUGAAGAAACGCUAUAAUAAGCGUUUCCAAAAAUUCAUGAGUGAGAAAAUGAAGUCAUUCGGUUGUGAUCCCCCAAUGUCACACCUUUCAAUUGCCGAUGUUUUCAGGGAUGUUGACAUGCCAACAAACCUGUACGAGAUUGUUAGUAGAGUAAUGUGGACCUCGUUACCUAUGAAUAUUUUAGAGGUGGCUUUUCCUGAGUAUAAUGAAGUUCUUGAAGUUGAACAUAAAAAAUUUUCUCCAGAUUUUCCAGCCAUUCCUGACCAAGACCAGUCACCUCCUUUCUUUCUAAGAGACCCUUCCCGCUGCACUAAUAAGUGGUCAAACAAAGUACGAUGCAGUGAGGAUUUUCUGGGUCCUGUUUUUCCUCUUCCGGCAUUAGUUGUUCUUAAUGAGAUUUCAAGGCGUGGCUAUUCUUUCGUGGGUGAAGUAAAUGAAUUCUCUCCUGAAGACAUAUUUUCCCAUCAAUGCAAAUAUGUUAUGCGUUUAACCAAGGAAAUGGGAAUCCUGAAUGUUGGUGACAAACAAGACAAAGAACAUGCAGUCUCACUCAAGGAAGACAGGGAUGAGAUCUUGGAUGACUUCUCAGAACCAAGACCUUUAUUCUUGUAUAAGCCAUCUGCAUUUUUGGAUGAAGUGGGGGAGCAGGCGGGUUCUGUUCUAGGGGAAAGGUAUAAUACAGUAGUCUCUAAAUUUGCUGAGGAUGAUGGUGAUUUCUUCGCUGGUCUUUGCCCAAUGGAACUUAAAUUUGAUUCUGACAAAAAGAUUCAGAAGUUCUCUGAUGAGGAAUCGCAUGUGUUCAAUUUAUUAAAGAAACAGUGUUCACGCUGGCAAAAUGGCUUUAUGCCGUAUCAGAAUCUUCACAUGCAACUUCGUGAAAAACAGCCACAUCUAAGACCUGACAAUUGAUAAUCGUGAUGCAUUGGCGAAAUCUAUCUAUUUGUGCUUGUUUGAUUGGCUUGUAGAACAAAUUAACAAAUCUCUAGGAAAAGGCGUACUGAAAAUCCAUCAGCAUUCUCGACAUCUAUGGUUUCGACUCAUUUGAA